AUGAAGCUGAUAUCAUUUAACACUAUACUAGUGUGCUUAACUGUCACAGUGAAGAGUCAAAAAUAUCAAGAGGAAAGCUUUUCAUUUCCACCCCAAUUUGAAACCCCUAGUUCGGUUUUAUUUUCUUCGGAUAGUUCUGUUUAUUUGUCACCAGAAUCACGAACAUCAAUACCUUAUUAUGCUUUAAACGAUAUCAAUAAAUUAUCAUAUCAGUAUUUGUCUCCUACUGGAACAAAAGCGCCAUCAUUUUACCCUACAUCUUUUCCUAUGAUCAUGUCGUCAACUUCAAAAUCCAGUUUUGAAGAUGACAAUGAUGAUGAUGAACGCAAUAAUCAACAUCGUCGUUUAAUAAAUAUAAAGCGAACUCCAUCUAUCAAUAUAAAUAAUACUUCAGCUUCGCGACAACUAUUUGACAAGAAAGAAUUAGAAAGAAACUCAAGGAUCCCAAGCUUUUCAAAUGGUGAAAAAAGUAUUGACGUUAAAUUACCAAAUUUUAUGUCUAGUACUAAUACACCCAUGCAAAAUUUUAUAAAACCAGCUGCCCGAAGAAUGAUCAUAACAAGUGAAUUUCAGAAGGUCGACUCCGAAAUGGAUCAAGUCAAAUCUGCUUCUAUUAAAAAUUCUCAGUAUGUUCAUGCACCUGGUAUUUUUGUUUCGUCUACAACAGAACCUGCAAUUCCUAUACUUCGUUUAUCUAAUGAAAUGGAUUUAGAUGGGAGUUUUAGCUAUGAAGCUUUAGGGGCAGAUCAAACUCAUUACGUGCAACAUAGUCGCAUGGAAAAUAUGGGAACUGAUAAAGAAGAGCAAGUUGUAGAAGGCUCGUAUUCUUAUAUUGGCGAUGAUGGACGAACAUACACCGUCCACUAUGUCGCUGAUUCUAACGGAUUUCGAGCUAGCGGUGAUCACCUACCUGUACCACCUCCGAUCCCGGAAAUAAUACAAAGAUCUAUUCAGUAUAAUUUGGCAGAAGAAGCAAAAAGACCACCACACCUAAAAUCUUCAUGGGAAAACGAAGAAAGGGAAUACGUGGGUGAAGAAACAAGACGUAAUGUUUAUCAUGUGCCACCACCUCGUAGCUUAUUUACAGGAAGAACACCUGAAGCAUUUUCGCUUGGGUUUUCUCAAGGAUCGAUGCCUAGUUCAGUAAAAAUAACAAGCUCAUCUGCUCCAAACAAAACUAAUUUUGAAAUGAAUGCAGAUCAAUCUAAAUCAAAGGUAAAUAUUAUGGAAACUUCGAUUUCGCCACAAAUUACAUUCCUUGCUUCACAAGGUGCUCACAAUCCUGCCAUUUACUCUCAGACCCACUCUACUAAAGUUAUCGGUAUGGAAAAAUCGCCUUUACCUAAAUUAAUGAAUUAUGAAGCUGACAUAAAAGAAAAUGAGCAAGAAGCUAAUAAAGCUCUAUGGAGAUGGCAAUAUGGUUUAAAUACUGAGACAAAUCAAAACUCAAAUAAAAACUCCAUAUCCAGAUCAUCAAGUGAUAGCGAUGAUAUAUACAUAAAUUUUUCAGAUAUGACACCUACUCAAUAUAAACAGAUUAUGCAAUCACAAAUUUUAGGUAAGAAUACUGUAGAAUCCAAUACUAUUGAACGUAGUACAGAAGUGCAAUUCUCUUCACCGCGCUACAGUGAAAAUAUUAAUACGUACGAUGCCAAUAACAUUAACAACGAGAGCUUAAAAAAUAUGAUGACGGAAAAAUAUCAAUCUUAUACUUCUACUGAACACAGUGACUUAUACCCUCAUGAAACACAAAAGUUUAAAAUGGAUUCUAAUAUUUACUCUGAUAUAAUUAGCAGCUAUAAUUUUACGCCACAAAGUCAAAUAGCAACAAAAUCCUAUAAUGUAGAAGUUACAUCGUUUGAGCCUUCCCCAAUAAAUGCUAUAAAUGACAUGUCUGCGAAUUAUAGCAUGUAUAAAAAUUACUAUCCAUAUAAUAACAAUUACAAAGGUGAAAAUAAUUCAUUUAUAGAAACCGUAAAAAAACAAACUUCUUCUGUUGAAUCAACACAUGACUAUCUAAACAAUGGUGAACAUUUUGAUGUAGAGCCAAAUGGAAAAAAUACUUUCAAACCCUUAUCAAUUAAAACAGAAGUAGAUUUCAGGAAAUAUGAAACUACAACUACCGAAGCACCUAUCGAAAAUAUUAUAAAAGAUAAUAUUUUCUUGAGAAAUUUGUUUAAAGUGCCUGAAAAAGAGGGCACAGAUCAAAAACCAGUAGUAGAUAAUGACAAUAUAAAUAACCAAAAAUACUCUGAGCCAAAAAUCGACAAGGUGCCUAAAUUUAUUCAAUUUGAGCAACGUCCGCAAAAUGAUAUUAAAUAUUUUAAUUCAAAACCUUUAGAUUUGGGUGAUGUUCUCAACUAUGUAGUCAUGAAGAAUCAUUUUGAAUCAGUAAAAACAAAACCAAAAAAUAAACCAACGAAUAAUUAUAAUCAGAACUCAAAUAUAAAAGAUGGAAGCGCCGCUCAUUACAUACCAAUUAAAGAAAAUAAUGAGAACCGUGAAAUAAAUAAGAAAGACACUGACUUCCGAGUAUUGAAUAACGAACAGCAGCAAGAAUUACACGGGCUUAUUAAAAAUUAUAAGGUUCUUCAACGUCGUAAAAAUCUGGACCAAAAGAAUCAAUUCCCACCAGAACCUCAACGACAUAUAAAAACCUUUCAUACACCAGGUCUACCUCCGCUAGGACGAGCGGGUCCCUCUUUAAAAAGUUACUUACCUCCAAUAUAUUUA
This is a messenger RNA of Brenthis ino (lesser marbled fritillary), 2733 nucleotides long. The record is from the annotation of a GenBank genome assembly. Lineage: Eukaryota; Metazoa; Arthropoda; Insecta; Lepidoptera; Nymphalidae.